Molecule: messenger RNA, 20464 nt
Organism: Porites lobata
Lineage: Eukaryota; Metazoa; Cnidaria; Anthozoa; Scleractinia; Poritidae
Source: the annotation of a GenBank genome assembly
CGUUUAUUCGGGAACAAGAUAUGAGAAAUGGCUGGCGAAGCAGAGAUGACCAACUUUGCGAACGAUACAGAUCGUCUUAUUCAGCAUAGUGAGGAACACAGCUGGGAACAACAGGUUAGGACCAACGGUAGCCAUCAGACUUAUCGAAUCGAAAGUUAAUUCGCGUACGCUCCUUUUAAGCUUUUCCUUUUAAUUCAACCACUGUAUUUAAACAGGGGCACCCAACGAGGAUGUAGUUCAAAACUACUUAACAUAGCAUUGUUGAACGUAUUUUAGUAUUCAAACGGUAGAUAUAGGCAUAUUGUUAUCCCCUAAAAACUUUUCCUCUGUUCGGAUUUCCUAGCUGAAAGUCUAGUGAUCCGAAAAUUAUAGGGAUAAAAACUUACCUUCUCGAAAAUUUCAGCCAGGAAAACGCUCCCGAAAAUUCUAGGUGGCCUUUUUUAGGGUCAAAAUACGUUAGAAAUGGGUAAUUAUACCAUUUUGUAUAUGUUCGAAAAUCCUAGGAGAGGCAGGCAAGCAAUAAAUUUUACAACAAAUGCUCCGAAAAUUCUAGAUCUCAAAUCGUCUUCCGAACAGAUAUUUUCCCGAAAAUUGCCGUUGGGUGCCCCUGUUUAAACAAAUUGUCUACUAUUUUUGUAACUUGAUCCUAAUCGGCACGGUUAGAUUCGUUUUCAUUUAGGGUUGACAUAAAUUAUACGUAAAUGAGCUUAAAUUAGCUAAACACAUAGCCACAACAUCAUUUUCAUAGUGAUUUGCCUCCAGUGAAUACUGAAUGACUCAGGAAACCAGGAAAAGGGAAUUUUGGUAGUUAUUUAUGCAGUUAUUUGCCUGCACAGGUAACCCAGGCUCUGUGAUAGUACCAGAGUACGGUUCUAGUAAAAUUACAUUGUUUGUAUGGGGUAAAAAUACGAUCCUAAAAUUCGUAGGAAAUACUAAAUAUAAGUCAAUGAAACUUACCCUGGAGUCAAUUGUUGUUGUCCUUGUUGCUCCAACGAAGUUUUGUGAUAAUUUGUUCAAAUUCACUCUAUAUACAAUUAUAAUAUACAAGGUAGGACACAAGAGAUGCCAUCUUCAGCGCCAUGCUCUCAUUCAACACAACUUUUUUCACGAAAUUUGAACUCCAACAGAAAAUAAACAUGCCAGGAUCGUAGUAAUAGGAUAACAGCAGAUAUAGAAACCAAUGAAGCUUUCCCAGACAGAAAAACGAAUCCCGCAUACUUUGACAAACUUGAAGGAUGUAAUCCAAAAGGCCGAGAAUAUGCUCACCGAAGUAGCUGGGCCAGAUCAACGCUUGGCCAAGAAAAUGAGGCCUGGGCACUGAACAAAAAAAAUCCAUCCCGGUUGUCCUUGGUUGACCUUUCUAGGGACCGAUACAUAGCUUUACCAAAGUUAGCCACCCUUUUUUCUGUAAAGUAAAUUUAUUUCAAAUUUUGCAUUCAUAUAUACACCCUGUAAUGUUUAAUAACUUUUCAGCACUUCUAACUGACAAAGGACAGGUGUAAGAUGUAUUAUGUAGCUAAAAAAAUAUCUAAACAUCGUUGAAUGUGAUUUUCAAUGGUCGUUGUGCCAUUUUCAAAAUGCAGUUGAACCUCCUGUAAGUGACUACCCAAAAUGCAAAGACCUACAUGUAGUGGUAGCUCACGCAAGACUGUCCUUUACAAAAAUUAAACCACAUGUCAUGAGGUCUCUUGUUAGGCUGCAAAUACAGCUGUUGCUCUUCCCUCCAUGCCACUAAGGAUGUUUUACGGGAGAGAUGUGUGCACCUCAAGGACAGUAAUGCCAUACUGAUGACUCAUACAUUGGCUCAUUUCUCAAGCGCAUUGUUGAAAGAGCAAAUGAUUACCUCUGUCAAAAACGUUAACAAUGCUGGUCAGAUCAAUGCAACACUGAUAGAUUUUAGCAAAAUUUGCCCAAAAAAUUCCAAGGCAAGGGGCUGAUUUUUACUGAUUGUUUCUCGGCGAAGUUUGCCCCGAAAUUUCCUGCAAGAUCGGCCGAUUUUUCUGCCAAUUUGCCGCGAAAAUCCCGUAAAAUUUGACUUUUUUCUGUGACUUACCAGAUGCCCUGUAUAAAUGCCAUGGGCGGAUUUAAGGGCUAGGGUCAGCCAACUGGACUGGGCCACUCCUUUUUCUGUGAAAUUUAGUAGUAUUUCUAAAGAAUUCUCAGUAAAAUAAAUAAAAUAAAAAAAGAAAUAAUAAUGAUUUAUAUGGUGCUAUUCAGCGACUCUUUCAUAGCGCUUUACAAUGAUUAUGUUAGUGUAGAACCUAAAAGCUAAAAAGUGUAAUAAAAUACCAAGAUAAGUUAGUUACAAAACUUAAAAAUAUAUAUACGUUUUACAAGAAAUGAAAGUUAAAAAUCUAAAAUCUAAAAAUACUAAGAUAAAGUUACAAAUAAUGAAAGAAAUAAAAAAUGUGUGUUAAAAAUAGAUGUUAAAAAUCAUAGGCUUCUUUAAAUAGAUAAGUCUAGACUCCUUAAAUGUCUUUUAAAAAUAUCAAUUGAUGGAGAUUUACGAAUGCUAAGAGGCAAGUUAUUUCACUGCCUUGGCGCAGCAAUGCUGAACGCCCGAUGUCCAUAAGUCUUUAGUUGAGCCAGUGGCACAGUAAGCAGUUCUUUUCCCAGUGGAGCAUAAAGACCAAGAGUACCUACGAUGGCUCAGGAGACUAGAAAUAUAAGAAGGUGCUUUGGCAUUGAGUGCUUUAUAGACUAAUAUCAGGAGCUUAAAAAUAAUACGUGAAUGUAUGGGGAGCCAGUGUAGCUUGAACAUUAUUGGGGUAAUCAAAUCAUAUUUCCAUGUUAAUGUGUCAGUGCGAGCUGCUGUAUUCUGAACAAGCUGUAAUCUACAAACUAAGUAUUUUGGAAUACCAUAAAGAAGUGAGUUACAGUAGUCAAGCUUAGAACUAAUAAAAGCAUGGAUGAGAAUUUGAGCAGAGUCCUGGGUGAGAUUUUUGCAAAUCUUUGAUGUAUUCCUGAGAUGAUAAUUUGCCUCACUACAUAUCUUUUUUACAUGUUGUUCCAUGCAAAAACAAUUGUCCAUGAUGACUCCUAAGUUACGUACAGACAACUUAGGAGCAAUGAACUCAUCUCCAAGCCAAAAAUAGAUAAAUAGUAUCUAUAUAUGGUUGGCAAGAAUCCAGCCAUCCCCAUCUUAAUUUUCUGGAUCCAUCCCUGAAUGGACUGAUACAUUGCUUGGCUUCUUGUUUACAGAUUUCACCAAUCAGCAGUGGUCAUCAUGUAACCAGAAAGCGCAAUAGAGCACGAGAGGUCCGUAUGAUCAUACUGGCUUGCAUGAUAUUUGCAACUGCUAUAACAACAGCUCUGAUCAUUGAUAUCUACACUGGAAGUCAUCACACAGGUAUCUAAAAACAAUGGCUAACCCUUUUAUUCUUAAGCCAAAAGUAAAGCUGAGUUAUCUUACUGCACAAUAUUACUUUAAAUGCGUGGUCAAGCUUUCAUGUAUGGUAUCAUGAAUUCAAGUUAAAUCUUAAAAGUGCCCAGUGCUUUCUUAAUGAUGUUGUUUUGAAAGUUUCCUUGUUUGAUUGGAGCAUUUUGAUGCCAUUUGUAUGGUCCAUAAGAGUAUAGGCAAUGGAAUUAUUUAUUGCUCUUUUUAACUAUCGUAUGCCAAAUCUUGGGUUUUUAUUGUUUUGUUUUUUUUUUUUAGGUUUUUAUUGGUUAGUGUUUAUGGUGUCUUUAAAGUUUAAGUGAGAUAUUAUUAGUCUUUUUUGAAUGAAGUGUUAUUUAUCCUCUGUUUUCUUAAAAAUUCAACUUUUUUUCCUCUUCCUUGUCACCAAAUUGCAAUAAAAUUAUUUGAGUGGCCAUUUUGACUACUUACUUAUCUGAUUUUUCACAAAAUUUCCUUAUUUUCUGGUGACCAAAUUUUCUUCUGUCUUGCAAUCAUUCUUUGAUUUUAAGUCAGCAAUCAGGUCUACCAUUUUAUUUUCUCUAUAGGUCAUGCAGCUGUUGUAUCAGAUGUAAAAGAAUGUGCUGAUGUUGGGUUGGACUUGAUCAAGAAAGGUGGCUCAGCAGUUGAUGCCGCUAUUGGGAGUAUGUUAUGUGUUGGUGUCAUGAACCCAGAGAGCUCAGGAUUGGGAGGGUAUGUUUUUGCCUUACUUUGAAACCUUCUGGACUUUUGGAUUCAUGAGAAUCAAUCAGAACAUAAAACUUGCGUGUUGCUGAUCUCUGGACUCAGGUCCCACUGUUUAAAUACACAAAAAAUCAUUGGGGGUUUCCAGGUCUUACAUGUAAAUGCAAUGACCAACAUGCACGACAUCCAUUAAAAAAGAUACAGACGCAUAUACUUGCUACUCACUCUUGCUGUUGCUUACUCACAAUGUCCAUCAAACUUGUGUUUAGCACGAUUUGAAUAUGCAAUGAAAGGUAGUGCUCAGUUAACUUUUCUAUGUACAAUGGAACUGCGUUAAUACGGUUGCCAAUGGGCCAAAACAUUUGGCUGUAUUAAUAAGUGUUUUUUUUACAAGAAAAUGUACGGCUGUUUUGUUGGACGGCCAAAAUAGUGGCCGUAAUGUGGGGUUUCACUGUAUAGUAUUUAAUCAUGAUAAACAAGUAUAUCAUACAUGAAAAUUUAGAAAAAAGAAAGUGGACCACAUUGCCAAUUAACUGAUGUAUGCACAUCCCUAACUAGCAUAAAUUAAUUGAGGGUUCUUGUCGUGUACAUAUCUGAGCAUUAUAAAAAGCCUGAUACUCAAAAAAAAAAAUCAUACUGUACACUGGCAAAAGUAAAAAAUCUUGGUCUAUAGGGUGAUGAAUGUGUGAACACAGGCUUCCCAACAUAAGCGUGCUAUCUGCAUGGUGAUGUCUGUGUUGUUUUUUAUUUGAAUACAUCCAGCGUGACCUUCUUAUUUGACUACCAUUAGAAUAUAAUGACAUCAAUUGAUGUGACACUGUGUAUACUCACAUAGUUUAAUUGUAUUUUCUGUCAGUGUGUAACUACAAUAUUGUCUAAAUAUUGUAACUGCAUUAAUUUAUCACUCGCAGUGGUGGUUUUAUGCUGAUUGUAGUUCCUGAACAAAACAGAGAAGUAGCAACAGUGGUUGAUUUCAGAGAGGUUGCACCAAUGGCUGCUUCUAAGAACAUGUUUCAUGGAAAUAAGUCACUUGCUAGUUGGGUAAGAAAAAAAUGGUGAAUGUUAUUGUUGCCAUCAACUAUAUUCACGAUUGCCUUUAAAAGAGCUUAGAACCAUAAUUAUUAUAAAGCCAAAGGUAACAAAACUACCGGUAAGCGUCUCUUUUAAAAGCAGGCACCACACACUGUACGCUCUGUAGGUUCAGCCAGUGCUCCUCCAUGAGUGUCUUGGGUUAGAAAAAGUUGUCAUCAUAAGUCAUUAGAGCUAUUUUUACUCCAAAACAAGGGAGGCUGUAUCAAUGAAAUUGAAAAAAUAUUUUGUUGUUGUAGUUGUAAAAAGAAGUACCAUUAAACCUACUUCAUGUGCUUCAUUCUUCUCUUGAUAUAAUUCUAGGGUGGCUUAGCAGUGGCUGUGCCUGGAGAAAUUAGAGGAUAUGAAGCAGCACACAAGAAGUAUGGCAAGUAAGUUGAGAAUCACUCUCAAAGCUGGUGUCACAAGAAGGCAACUUCUGGCAGUGCUAAAAGAGUGUCUGUUAGGCCAGGACUGCAAUACUGCACCAAUGUAUUGGUGGCAAGAUUUCUUACUAUGAUGAUAAUCAAUAUUUCCACGAGAUAUCGAGAUAUUUUGAUCAUGAUACAUCAACAAAUUUGCGAAAUCAUAGCUCAGUGCCUUUAAUGUACUUUUCUUGAAGCUGUAUGUCCUAUCCCCAAUAUUGAUUGCACAUUUUCUCAGAAACAUGUAGCAUCAUUGAUAACGUUUUGCUGAUUGAUGAUUAUGAUUAAUUUUAUGCUCAGUAGUAAAUUAUUAAUUAAAGGUGUAAUAAUUCUUGACGGCUAUUAUAUGUAUACCUCCCAAAGACCUGGUAGAUGCUUUUUCUAUUGAGAGGCUUAAAUGGAGAGUAAGGCCUUUAUAUUGUGACAUACAUGAUACCUCUUGCAAUUGCUGCUAGGACCAGCCAUGUCAAGAACACACUCUAUGUUAAUGAAUAAUAAUGAUAAUCAUCAUCAUCAUCAUCAUCAUCAUCAUCAUCAUAUUGUAAACUUAGAUUAUAGUCUCAACAUUAGAAAUUUUAAGCUCUCCAGUGAAUGAGAAAGAUUUUCAUGUCAUGAUAAACAUAAGUUUUGUAUACAUGAUUGUAUUACAUGUGUACAUGUAGGUUAAAGUGGUCAGAUGUGAUCAAGCCUGCUAUUAAGAUUGCAAAAGAAGGAUUUAGAGUCACUGAACAUACAGGUGAGGCUGAAAAUCUUUGUCCAAUAACAGACAACCACAAGGUUCAGUAGUGUUGAGCUUUUUUGUACCAUUAUUUUUUUCAUGGAUCUUUUCUUUUAAGUAACACCUGCCAUGAUUAUGAUUUGAAUGCUUAGUAAUAUAGAUUUUAUAGUACGUUCGUGAAAAUCUUCAUACGCUGACAUUAUAACCAAAUUUUCUUGCAUUGAUAGGUUUCCAAUUUCUAUUGUAAUGGAGGGUCUGCUAUUAGAAUAGUUUAACCCAUUCGCCCCUAAACUGCCCGUAACCGCCCGUGCGGAUCCAGGUCCUUUCUACCCUUUGUGACGUCAUCAGUUUUAACGGUCAAGGACAACUUUCUUCGCUAACUUGUGCAGAAUGAAGAGAUCUUUCAAACCAUACCAGAAUGAGCACAAUUCAGUCAAGGACACCGGAGAAACAAGCAAAAAACCACGUGACAUUGACCUGAAAAUCUCCAUGAAAAUCUUGUUUCAUUACCCACCUACCUUUCCUUUCACCUAAUCUGAAGAUCCUAAAAGCUUUCCUAAAAACUCUUCCCACCAAAAUCAAGCCUACUAAAUGCCCAGCAAGAGAAAAAAAAAAUGAGGCAAGAAAAGCAAAAAAAGAAGGGAGGAGAGAAAGCGAAAAGUAAAAGUCAAGACUGCUGUGUCACUUUUAAACCCAAAAACUAUCUCGAAAUUUUGCUUUCUGCGCAUGCCCGAACUUCGCAAGCUGAUAUUUUGCAUCUGGAUCAGAAGGCCGCCAAGUGAACGACCUGUAUACCGGUUUGUGGUGAGUUUUAGCUCUUUAUAGAACGACAGUGACCAGAAAACCACUCGACUAGCUUCAAAAUGCGUUUUUCGGCAAAAUCUCCAGGAGCGAAUGGGUUAAACUGUCUCCUAUCUUAGCUUGCUUGCUCUGACACAUUGAGUAGUUUUUGAAACCUCUCCUUACAUGGACUCUGUUCCUGAAAACUCUCAAAUCCAGAGAGAAAAAAUUGGUAAAGAUAGAAACAGAAGGAACUGUCUGUGAUAAUUAAGGGUGAGAUAGAUGAAGGCUGGUGGAAUUAAUGCUAAAUGAAUGAAACUGUUGACUUUGCAGAGAGAAGUCUAACAACACUAAAAAUAGAAGAUGUAGCUAGCACCCAGCUGGGAAAACUUGUUGCACCACAGGGUGUUUUUUUAAAGGUAAUGUUCUAUUGGUAUACACUAAGAUAAUUAUAUCUUUCUCGGCAUUGCAUGCAUUUCUGAACAUAAGUGGAAUAAUUAGGGCUACGACACAAAGGAAAUUGAGAAUCAACCUAGGUUAAAUAAUUUUAACCUGAAUUUACAUGUACUUUUGAUCCAUAACAUAUAAAAUUAAUUAUAAAUAAUUUGCCUUAUUUAUAUCAAUUUAAAAAGCACGUGAUAAGGUGGUAACUUUAUAAUACAACGAGAUCUAUGUUUUUGGACAUUGAAGGUGUGUGUCUUAAAAAUGGUCAUUGUACGAAAAAUGGGUGUCUGCUAUGGAUACAAAAAUACAAGUUAAUGCUUUUUUUAAGUGCAAGAUAAUGCUUCUAUAACCAUUGCUUAGUCCAGGAGAUGUUUUAUUGGUGUUCUAACAAUUUUUUUUUUAAUAUUCUCUUAGGAUGAGUUCCUAUCAUCUGACCUUUCUAUUGAAACCUGUUGAGCACUACUUUAACUAUGUCCUGUUGGUUUUUCAGAAUUUUUUCAUAAGAUGGGCUUUUUAAGUUUAUAUUAUUGCUAUUUUCAUAUAUGUGGCACCCCUGGGCAUAAAAGGGACAUUAAUAAAAAUUAAUGUUGAUCACAAAAGUACCACUUGAAAGUACACGCAUGCACAUUAAAAUGUACAUCAUGAUUAUUGAGUCAUUUUGUUUUUGUUGUGAUUUAUUAUUAUUCCUUUUCGCAAGACUUCCCACGAGCUCAAAUAAUAUGAAAUUCAACCCCAACUGUUUCUCCUUAAAAUUCUUAGCAAGGGGAUAAAAUGAACAAUACUGCUCUGGCAGAAACACUGCAACAAAUAGCAGAUAAAGGUGCUGAUGCAUUGUACAGUGGACCUAUAGCAGACAGUAUACAAGAUGCAGUAAGUAGUUUCAAAUAAUAUGGUACAGUCACGUUUAAAGUAAAAAAAAGCACCCUGUGCUUACUUAAAAUCCAUGCAGUCAGCCUCUUUUCUUUCAGCAAUUUCCCUUGAAUUAAUUCCUCUUGGUUAAAAAAAAGCUCACAUAAAACAAACAGGUAAAAGAAGGAUUGGUACGAAGAGACAAGGAAGGGAUUCAUAAGAGGAAAAAGCUCUUAAUGAUUUGUCAAUAGCUGUGAAUAGACCAGUCAGCUUGUUGGUCUGUGGGUUGGCCUCCAUAGCCAUCUUCUCUGUUCUUUUUAGUUGAGCUAGAGAAGCAGGGCAAAAAAAUAGGGGUGUAAAGGAGCAGAGCAAAUGAAAAGCAGGGUGAGGGGUGGGGAAGAAAAUGAACCGCAUUUUUCUUUUUCUGUCCUUUCCUGCACUCCUUAUCUUUUUGCUCUUUUACACCCCAUGCUCUCAAGCAUCUCCUACAUGUACACCUCUCCAGCUUGGCUAAAAUAAUAUGGAAAUGACUGCUUUCCAGAUUAUUCGUGGGCUGAUGGAGAUUUUUGUCUGUUUCUUCUUUCCAUAAGAUCGUCAAGAUGUUGCACUUUGCAGAAUGGUUGACCAUCUUGGUUUCAAAUGUUCCGCUUCUAGUUGGGGGAUGAGUGUCAAAUUGACACCAGCCCCCUCGGUGCAUAUGAACCCAAGAUGGCUGCCCAUACCGGUAAGUGCUCGACCCUGACCUUCUUGUGAAAACAAAAUAGGGGUCUGUGAACAGUCUAAUUAAUUCAGAGACUCCAGUCAGUCUUUUGUCUCAUCCCAGUUGCUUUUCAAGUUUUGCCUUGUUAUGAUAGCUUUGAAGGGAUGAUUAACAUCUGAUUUUCCUUACAGAGAGAGAUUUUUUGACACGUCUCUUCUUUUGUGGUGUAAGUGCUGGCUGACAAUAGUCUGAAUAUCAACAUAUUAUAAAUUUUCGUUUUUCGGCCUAUUUUUCUUGGAUUCUUUGACAAAUGAUAUUUGCAUACAUGAAGGCCUCUUUCCAUUCUCAAAAUCAUAUUUAUUAUAAAAAGAGUUUAAACAUUGUAAAGAGAAAAAAAAAAUGUAUAAAGUCUACGGCUUACUUUCAGAGUUCGAACUCAUGAACAGUGAAAAUGUUAGCAUUCGUUAAUUUGCAUUUUCAACUUGCUUAGGUCAAAUCUGCAAAUGGAAUACUCACAAAAGAAGAUCUAAAAGAAUACAAACCAAUUUUAAAGGACGCCAUUAAUGCUUCUUUCUUAGGUAAGUGUUGAAUGCAUUUGGUUAACUGAGUACGUUUAACUGGUGUUUUGAGAAACUACAUGUAUCUAUUCACCCAGAUAAACCAAAGUGUGUGCCCAAGACAAAUAAAUCGUGUCAGGUUUGAACUGGUUCAGUUUGGGGUAAAAAUGGGCAAUGUCUUUUCUAAUUCUUUUGCUGGGAAAAAGAGGAGAUGCAUCUUUUUUUACAGUAUUAUUUGGGUUGCUCAGUGUUUUUGAACAACUGCCAUCUUGUAAGGCCAAAUGUGGUGGCAUGCUUGGAUAUUACUUGUGUGGAAACUAGUCGUUUCAAUACAAGUCGUUUCGAUUCGAACCCAAGAAGUUAAAUUGCACAAAAAAUUUGACCACUUCAGGUUAAGUUUAGGCGUUAACAAGAAAAACAUUUGCCGUGAAUGUUCUUUGUUCUUUACACAACUAUUUGAAACUAUUUACAUCUGGACUGAAUAAAAACUUUUAUCGAAACGAUCGACAACAGCUUGUGAACAGGCUCUCCGUUUGGGGAAAGAAGGAUAUUUAUCGCGGGCAGAUGGGAAGAGGGGAAGUGGGGGAAUGGCCGGGGCCACCCUUUCCCCUUCAAUCCCUAUUACCUAACUAUAGCCCUUCUCCCUUUUCCCCAACUAAGGAGCCUGGUGCCAGGCUAGCUCGGAUAUAACCAGUGCCUAACUCAGGGUUGUCACUAAGAUUUCAAGUUGCCGGGUAUUUGUUGUUAGUAGCCGGGGAAGUCACAAGCAGUCAUGGAGCCCCUCCCCCCCCUCCCAAGAAGGUUUUGAAGUGCAGCUUUUACCGUUUUCGAAAAGGCAUUACCGCCCCAAAAAAGCAAUCUUCAUCAAGAGUACAGCUAUCAUUAGCGGUUUUUUGAUGAUCACGUCUUUAUUAAAGAAAACUACAACAUUCUGAGACACUAAAAUAAUAGUUAAAUUACUUUACGUAAAGGCUCGUUGGAGGGUUUUUUUAGUGGCCGCCAAAUGGGAAUAUACAUGUAAGCACCGGGCCUAAAAAAAAAGGACAGGUUGGCACCGGUCACGUUAUCUGCGCAGUCUUAUCUUCACGCAGACAAGGCGCAUGCUGGCCAGUGAAGUGUUAAAUCACAACGAUACUUUACAAAUGCUAAAAAUGUUGAAAGGACAAACGAUUCUUAUACGGUGCAAAUGAAUUAACGUGCGCUGUAAAAUCAAUUGUAAAUCCUCAUUAUUUUAGUUAAACGUAAGAACGAAACAACUUACGGAAAACAAAAGUGAAACUAAUAUUGCAAAUGAAUUAACCCACGCAGAAGCGGAAAGAAGAAAAGCGGACGAUGAAUGUACGAAAAAGCAUCAUAAACAUAAGGUUACUAUGGCUUGUUGAAAAAAAAAAGUAUGAUAGGGCUAAAACAAGCGUAACGUACGAAAAAUCGCGGGAUAAAAUAUGGGAAAACUAAACUGCACAACUGGUGACAUUAGUGGUCUCGAAUUUAUGAACGAAACAUCACUUAUCAUACGAAGAAACUGACCUACGGAAAAGCGUUUAAACGACAGGGCUAAUACUUUAUAAACGACGCUGAGAUGUCAAAACAAGACUCAAGGAGAAGAAUGUAAAAGUAAUGCAACUUCUUGGAAGUAGAACUAAGAGCAUGUGAUCAUGGCCUGCGGACAAUGAUCGAAUAUUUCCCGUUGACCGUGCGUUAUUUUAUAUACUCGAUACCUAAAGCUAAAUGUAGACAUAGUCACUUAAAUGUCCACAUAUUAAACAUGGCAAUCAGUCAUAGUCUUUAUCUUCAAAGCCUUCAUCAUAAUCCUAAUUAUCAUCAACAUCAGCAUCAGGGAGAUUUAACCCUCGGAUGAUGCCUCAACUUGUGAUGUCAACAGAGAUCUGCUCAGGUCUUUCAUCGUGAACAAAGGGUGCAGAAUCCUUUGCCACUUCUUCGACAUGUUCAACAUAAACCCUACACAACGGUUGAAACUAGGGACUUUUAGCAUCGACAAAGGUGACGGCAGCGAAAACGUCACUUUUAAAAAUGAAUUGGCGUUUUUUCCAACUUUGUCGCGUUUAUUUCAAUUCGCUGAAAAUAGCUAAUGUAGACCAAUUUCCCUGGAGUUGAUUUCUUUGGGCGCACUCAAGUUUAGAAAGAGAAAGAAAAGUUUGUCGUCGCUUGUUUUACGUCCUCCAUUAACGUGAAACUAGGCAUUUUCACGUCAUAGUCGUGCAGUAACGGCAAAGAAGUGUACAAAAAAGCGUGAUGCACGUGCAAACUAGUUGUUUUGCUCAAUAAACCAAUUGCUUUUUUGACGUUCUCGUUGCCGUCGCCGUCGUCGUUGCUAAAACUCCCUACUGACAUUUCGCGGAGAGUUUUAGCGCGUGUGUACUAGUACCAAAUCUAAGGCAGAUGUCUUUUUCCGACGUUUCUUAGUUUUUGCACGCGAGUAUUUCAGAAUUACUUAAACCUGCUGCAGAUGAAACUCGCAUUUAGUUUGAUGAAUAGUCUUUGUGUGUUUCAAAGGUGUGCCCUUUUGGUUUAAUUUAACGACGAAAGCAGCCGGGGACCAUGCUCUGAGUAGCCGGGGGAAAUCCCCGGCCCCCGGCCCUUAGUGACAACCCUGCUAACUUCUCUUACAAAGCUGGUUUAAUUAAAAGACAUGGUGUUUUUUAUUAUCAUGGCAUCGUUUUUGUUGUUUUUAGGUUACCAGGUGAUUACUACUCCUCUUCCAUCCGGUGGACCCGUCUUGGUAUCGAUGCUGAAUAUACUGGAAGGAUUUAACUUUACUCGAGAAGAUCAAGACAAGAGCCUUACCUAUCACUAUAUUGUAGAGGCCAUAAAGUUUGCGUUUGCCGAAAGAUCAUUGCUUGAGGACAGCAAGAACGCUGCUAACAUUACCAAGAGAAUAUUAAGGUAAAGGUUACGACCACAAGAAUGGCUAAGUACUACGCUUUUUCAAGUAAGGUUUGCAUUCUUCCCCGGCGUCAAUCAUCGUAGGAAAAUUACGUUUACUUCAACGAAAUUAAAAGGUCAUGGUUAGAGGUUUGUGAUUGGUAGGAGUAUUGAAUGGUAAAUUCGAGACUGCAGGACCGUAGUUUUAAAAUUCCGAACCCGAGACGGAAGCCCACCAAUAUACUGCCUUGUUUUACUUUCUUAAUUUACUAGCUCAGUUCGAUAAGCUGUAUCCAGGAACUCUCAUGAACUCUCAAUAAUUCGACUCCUGAAGACCAAACGGAAAGAAAAAACGACAAAUCCGAGACUCCGAAAUCCCUCGGCCAAAAAAGACUGAAAAAAAUGCGAGACUCCGAGACACAAAAAUCACCCGAAUACGGGACUUGGAGAUCCAUCAAAAACUUUUCCCAAGUUUCGAGAUUGGGCCAAAAUUGAGGCCCACGAGACCGAGUCACCAACGCCGAACUGUACGGUGACCUUCCAACUUUGUCAGACAGGAUCGGAUUCAGAAGGCUUGCCCCACCCCCCGCGUGUCGUCGUUGAUAGGCACUCUCAUGAGGAACCCUGGGGGGUAUCCACCAGCGACCCCUCAGCCUGCAUGGAAAAUAGAGUGGACUUUCGAUCUGUUUUGUGUUUCUGUGUUUCAAGACUCGUUAGUUGUGACCGUAAUUGUGAUUGACAGCGGCAAAAAAUGCAAAUGCAAGCCGGCUUUUUAAUUUCAAAGUUCGCGUGUUAUUGAAAAGCGCAGUUAAUUAUAGCACUAAACAUGAAAUAGGUCUCAGAGCACAGGGCAUGCACAUUGCACUCGCAAGACAUACCCGAUUCAAGAGAGAGCUUUGAAGGCUGUAAGUAAUUGCGGUUUAACUAGUUUUUGUGAUUUAAAAUUAAUUUUAGGCAAUUGAUUAAAUCUAGGAUCAUAAAUUAGAUUUACUUGAGGUCUACGAGCAAGAGUCUUUCUUGGCUAUUUUGCCCCAGUAGCUGUGUACAAACCAAAAAUAUGUCAGUCGUAUUUUAGGAGAUAACAUGCUUACUCUGUUUCCAAGUAAGCCUUUGUUAAUGAGUAGACUUUCUUAGUCCAGUCAACUGUUUAAAAUGCAUGACUCGAGAGCUGUUCAAAUUUUUACCCAAAUUUAUAGAAGAGAUGACUGUCGGUUUUAUUAUCGCAGAUGACGCUACAUGUAAAUGUCUUCAUAAAUGCGGAAUGGUGUGAAUUGAGCGGAGCCUUAUACCUACAAAGCAAAAAAGAAUGAAAAGUCCACUGACUUGAAGGUUUUGGCGUUUUAUGCACUCGUCUCGAUUUAAACUUGCUGUAAAGUGUAUAAAAUGAAAUCCUAAGUAGCUAGGUAGGUAGGUAGGUGGGUCGGUGGGUGAGAGUAGGACUGUUGUGACUGACGUUUGGACAAACCUAUACGGAAGUCAUCUUCAGGUUCAAAGUGAACUACUGCUCGUCAUUCUCAACAACGGUCCUACUCAGGAUAGCCUGCGUGGCAGGCUUUCCCCGUCCCCUUCACCUUUUUAACGCCUGCCACGUGGGCUAUAUUCAGGACUUCACUUUACCCGGACUAUCAUUACCACCCACUUAUGACAUGGUUCACACCAUUUACAAUAAGUGCCAUCUUACAAGCACUUGUGUUCAUUGCCCGUGUUUUGGUCUUUUAACUGUAAGUUUUAACUCUUCUUUUUCAGCAAAGAGUACGCAAAGUUGCUCCGAUCAAAAAUUUCUGCUAAUAGAACAUAUGGAGAAUCUCAUUAUGGACUUGAUGUUGAUCAAUCCUUACCACAUGGUACAGCGCAUGUGUCAGUUAUAGGCCCUGAUGGGGACAUCGUAAGUCUCACCAGGUGAGGAUGAAGUAGAGUUUAAGCGUCGGAGUUUCAAUCGUGAGCUCCGGGUGCAAACCCCGGUGGUGGUGGUAGGGGGAGGGGGGGGGGGGGGAUCCCGUAUAGAAGUGACGGGAUGCUCAUCGUCUCUCUUAGGGGUGUAAAUUGUAGAUUUUGGUCUCAUUUAAAAGUGGUCAGUUUCAGCUUGAGCCAAACCCAUAUUGGUCUCCCUUUUAAAUUUCCGACGAGAAUCCCGUCACUUUUAUAUAGGAGUCCCCAUAGUUUACAAAGCUUAACAUGGAGUCGUUUUCUUAGUCAGUAAACUUGUCUUGACAAUGUCUUUCCUGUCAUGUAUGUAUGUACCCCAAACCAAGUAAAGUCUACCCCGCCCCCCUCACUGAUUAUUUGAAAAUUGAAUCCGUUUAACUUAGUAGGUUCCGAUUUGAGAUUCAUUUCUACAUACCCGCUACUACGUACAUGUAAUAGGCUUAAAUUUUCAUAUAGUCAAUUCAUCAAUCGAAUCUUUUGAUUGGGGUGCGCUUUACCUGGUUUGAUUGCUAAUGUGUACCCGUCGGAAUGUUUGAUAACAAUUUGAAUAUCAUGAAUGCGCGCAUUUACAUGUGCGAUGUCUAAUAGUCUUUCAACAAUUUUUCUGUUACUUUAAUUCUGCUCUUAAAGAUAAACUCGACAGAUGUGAAACUUUUCAAGCGUUGUUGAUAACAAGAACUUGUUACGAAGAAAAAGCCUAUUUUGUUAAAUUAAACCAAAACCAGGUGUCUACAGGAAAGGGAAAAACUCCGGGAAAAACGUGCUGAUAAAUAUUUCUGUCGCGUAUUUUUGUCUAGUACAAUCAAUGGCUACUUUGGUUCUGGGAUUAUGACGGACUCUGGAAUCAUCCUAAACAAUGAAAUGGCAGAUUUUUCCAUACCUGGUGUACAGAAUGUACAAGGCGCUGGACCACCCACGGUAAGAAACCCGCCACUGGCUCGAGUUAGUUCUUGAAAACUUGUCAGCGUCCUGUAUGUUAUGCAGUCUUCCCCGUUUGAGGAGGAUUGCGUGACGAACCAAGUGCUUCUUAUGCGGGAACGUCAGCGAAACUGGGGACGUUUACAAAAAUAGCCCUUAACGAUCAUUCUCCAGUGACUGGAAGCAUACGUUUUUAUGCGAACUCCUGUGGAAAAUGACGUACAUCGUCAUCAUUGUCAAGUCAAGCUUUGAAAUGCAUCGUUUUCUUUGUUUUUGUUUGUUUGCUUGUUUUUUUUUUUCACCACGGCUUCUUUCUAGCUGUUGGCAGGAAGCGUGUCAUGUUAAACCUGAUUAUGGUUAUGACUAUUAACAUGUAGUGAGCAAGCGUCUAGAAGUUAUAAUUUUAAUGUUUUUAUAUUGCUCAGUGUACGUUUUUGAGUGGUUGUUUGUCGUCUGUUUAGGCUAAUUUUGUGGUUCCUGGCAGACGGCCUCUGUCUUCUGUGGUACCAACUGCAGUUCUUCAUGAAGAGGUACAGUAGCGGUGAUUACUUUAUUGUAUAACCAUGGUUGGACUGAAAUUGGGUAUGGUUUUCAAGGGAUCCAUGAGGGCGUACAAGACUAUUGCCUUACACGACGUUCAGUAUCAAACAGUACUACAUAAUAAAAAGUGGGUAAACAGUAUGUUGACUUCUCUUGGACAUGGUAAUGGGUAAAUUGAGAAGAACUUUCAGAAGACAUAUCUGAAAACGGUUAAGUUUUUGGAUUGAAAUUUUAUAGGUCAGGUUUGAAAACGCGUUUGUAAAAUGGCACGUAGGUCUGAAGAAGAGUCAGGAUUUAGGUUGGCAGAACUGGGCGGCACAUCCCACCAAGAAUUCUGAAGGGUACCCCUCUGAGCUUCAAACGCCUGCUGUGUACGUUUAUGUUGUUGAGGGAUUCGCGGGAAACGCUUUUCCUGAAAGUGAGCACAGCGCCGCCCACAUAGCAAGAGAUGCUCAGAAUUUCUAAUUCCCAUUCUGCUCUGUGUUUUAUUUCUUCAGAAGCGAUGUUGGCACCGAAUGUCCGUAGGCUGCUCCGGAGGUUUGCAGAUUCCGUCGGCUGUAGCGCAAGUUUUAAUCAAUAAGCUUGCGUUUGAAGACUCAUUGAGUGAAUCCAUUGAAAGAGCUAGAGUGUAUUACGGAGUAGACACUGGUCUGACAGAAAUUGAAGGUAUGCUGCUGGUACUUUCAUUGUCACGCUUCUACUCUACGCACGUUUCGUAGAGAACUAGUUUGAUUUUUUCUAAUUUAAUUUUCCGUAAGAUAAAUAAAUGACUUCUUAGUUAGUCUUUUCCUUUAUUUUUCUUGAUUCUUUUUUACUAAAAGUCUUAUCCUUGGCUUCUCAGUGGUAUGUCCCCCCCACUCCCUGCUCAUACAAACGUGUUAGCCUGUGAAUACGACCUCCACUGAGGUCGUUUCGAAAAACGUGUCAACGGCCGGGAGCAACGAGAGAGGUUGUAUUGCAAUUUGCAAGCUAUUUUGGUAUAUUUGAGGCUUUGUUAAUCGCCAGAUAUGAUUUAGUCACAGCUUAGUGACUAUACAACGUGGGCGGAUAAUAUAUAUAAAAAACAAUUUUUAUUCUCGGGUAACAAGUACAGGGAUGUAUACGAAACAUCUGCCCUUCAAAUUGAAACAUUGAUCAUCAUGUAAUUUAUUGGCGUUCGGUAGAAUUGCUAGAAGCACCAUAGGCCAGCAUCAGUCGCAUUCCCUGGCACCCAAACUUAUGAGAAGUGGAGCACAAUACUGGCCUGACGGUUCCCUCUUCUUCUCUACUAGCACUAGUGUUCUUCUUAUUACGUCCUAUUCGAACUGAAUUAGAGACUGAAAAUCUUGCUCAAUGUAUUGUGAAAUCAAAUGAUAGGGGAAAAACAUUACCAAGAUAAAAUCACCUGUGCUUUUCACUUUUUCUCUCCGCUACUGCUGUAUAAAGACCACUGAGGAAAGGCUAGUGCGUGUAUUGACUUUCGGGUUUCACGGAGCUAACACUGUAUUACUAUUUUGCAGGUAAUAGGUUUAAAGACUCAAAACUUAAAGCCAGUAUUGUGCAGAGUUUGCGUGAAAAGGGACAUAAUGUCACGGAUAAUAAAGCUUCGGUAACAGAUGUGAAUGGUGUAUCUUAUUUUCAAGAAAAGAUCUCAGCUCAUGCGGACAGUAGAAGAGGCGGAGCACAAGGCAGUGCUCAGUUUUGACUGCUUCAUUGAGUUGUGAUAAUGAACUUUAAAACUUGGGGAGACCUUACGCAUACACUGUGAAAGAUAGUCAGACUCGUAUCCAGUCGCUAUUUACGUGGCUAUUUUUUCUUUGUCCCUUCCCGUAAGUCCCCGCGCACCUCAACCUAACCCCAUUCUUCUCUCAUGCCCAAAACACGUAAGUAGCGACUGGGUACGAGUCUGAAAGAUAGUGGCAAACUUCAGGGCGGAAAAACGUUCUGCGCAAGCUUCUGCGCAUCCCUUAUCGCAGGCUUAAGGCGGGCUUUUUCUUCUAUGUGUUAGUUGUGUUGACUGUGUUUGUUUGUUUGUCACUGAGAGAGUUCUGAAUGAAAUGCACAAGGUGUGAACGUUUGCUUCUCGACUUUUACUUUUGUGUGGUUUUUGUUUUUCGUCACUUGAAAAUUACUUUGGACUCGGAACAACCAAUGUUAAAGGAAAAAUGGAUCAUCCCGUUAGUCUGAGGUGGAAUAAAGAGUUUUGAACAUUUCCAAAGAGGCGAGUAUUUUUCUGAUUGUUCAUUCGAUUUAUUUGUGAGUAAAUUUCGCCUUUUUUCGCCGGGCUGAAUUAAAACCCGCUUUUUUUUUAUUAGUGAAUACUUUUUCACCAGCUUUAUCCUUCUCUUCAGUCAAAGAACCAUUUUGUGCGCCGUAAAACUUUCUUGGAAAUAGAAGGCCAGUAAACUUACUCGAGAAGAAAAGACUACUUCGAUCAUUUUUCUGUUGCUCAAGUAAUAUUAGUCAGAGUUUUCUUCACUUUUAAUUACAUAGUUUUGUUUUUCAGUGCACCGUGAAAAUUUCUGUUCUUUAUAAGAAAUAACUUUCUGUAAGCAAAUUUUCCUUUUCACUCGUUGUGAAGUAAAGAACGACAACUGCCGGCAGUGUUAAACUUCAAAACAAUUGACUCUUUUCCCGUAGACAAUUGCUGGAGCUGGAUUUGUCUGAGGCGAGCAAAACAAAUACCCUUAUGGGCAAUUUUAUGUAUUUUCUAAUGAUCAGCUGAGUUUAAUUUGCUUAAACGAAGACCCUCGCAUGGACCAGGUAAGCUUAAAAUAGCUAAAUGCUGAAUCAUGACUUGGCUGCCAAGUUGCAAAUGAUCUUUUGCUUUUAAGAUCUUUCGGCAGGUUGUUUUCGUGCAGAAAAUUCAUUUCUUCAUUGUCGGCAAGACGUUUUUGAAAUAAUGUGACUUCAACUUUGUUUAAAGGAAAUCCUACUUAUACGCGUAGGAUUUUGACAGAUGUUAUGCAUGUUCAACUUGACAACACAAAGCAAAAUUUAUAUAUCUGGGCGAAACGAGCAAGUUUAAAAAACGAUAGUUGCUUCGAAACCGAUUUUUGGGAAGAUUUUACUAGAUAAAGAUCGACCUUUUUUCUGUCCACAUAUCAACGCAAUAACUUCUACAUUGAGGAUUUUGUUUAUACUCUAGUGAUCUGCGAAACUACGAGUGUCCGAUCGAGCGAGGGUUUUAAAAUAUCAGCUCGAGUGCGACAAAGUUCAGUGACUUCAAACACAUUGUGGGCAAGCGUUAAUUUUUUUGGGCAAAUCACUGUCCAAAGAUAUGUUGUUUUUGUGUCCACAGUGGAGCUCCGGACCUUAUAUAUCCAGGAACUUCCUUAUAUGAACACAUUUUGUGAAUGCAUCUUAAAAAACAUCGGACCCACGCAUGCACAUUUCCAGUACAACGCAAGGAAAUUAAUGUCGUUAAAGUCGGUUUUACUAUGAUUUAUUCUUCGAGAAAAUUGAGUAACGACAAGGUUAUAACCACAGCUUGCAACUUUUGAAGACAAAUUUUCUGUUCUUUCCAGGUUAUGAGUGGAAACAUUUUAUUUUUAGGCAAUAAAAUAUUUGAAAUCCCGCCAUUUUUUCAAACCCGGCCAGGGGAUCUGGGCAAAAACGUUCACGCAUGCUCAUUACGUUUUUCCGCCCUGAAGUGGCAAACCACCGCACGGGUAGUGGAAAGACUGUGCAGCCGUUUACGAUUAUUUGAAAUAAUAAUGCAAUUCAAAUAUGUAAUGUGUGGAAUAAAGAUCUUCAACAGUUACUCCUUAAGUUGUGUACAUAACUGCGAUAAUUAUGUUGCUUCCUUUUGAAGAUCUUUAAUUUAAAUUAUUUGCAGUUCUUGUGUAUCCUGCACAGAUAUAUUACGAAUAUGAAACAUGACUAGGAGGGCUUACCAUUUUUAUGGAAAACCCGGAAAUUCUGGGGAGAAUUCAAAUGGGACGUUUCAUCCUCGUGGAAAUUUAUUUUUAGGUAUUAUCUUUUUACCGAAACGACCGAAAUGUUCUGUACCAUUUGUGUGGAUUUCUAGUGCCAGGCUUAUGUCGAGAGAAAGCGAAAAAUUUGCCCUUAUUUUGUAAAUGGUACAACUCAAUUCCGUUCCUAUUUUCGGUGCCAAAAACAAUACAGGUACCAUUUGACGGAAACUUUUCACCGAAAUUUCCGUACAAAUGGUAAGCGCUCUAGCACUACACGUAGUCUGAGCGAGUUCGUCUCGGGUACGUCACUAGGGAGCUUAAGCAACUACGACGGCGAUGGCAGCGAAGACGGCAAAAAAGCGAUAGGGUUAGAGUGGCAAAACAACAACCCUGCACGUGCAUCACGCUUUUUUGUACAUUUCUUUGCCAUCAAUGCACGUCUACUACGUAAACUUCCUAAUUUCAUGUUUUGUGGAGGACGGGAACACAAGGCAACGAUUUUCUUUUUCUUUUGUGAAGCUAGAUAGAGUCCUUUACCAUCCUACGACAAAUUAGAAGGGUUGGAAUAAGCGCUGAAGUUUAAUACAGCGCGAGUUCUUUUUUUGGGUGACGUUUUCGCUGCCGUUGCCGUCGUCGUUGCUUAAGGUUCCCGUACAGGGACUAGCUAGGCAAUAAUUCAAUU